AUGCCCCUGAUCGCACAAAACCCCCAGCCGAGAGUGAUUCUCGGGCUGAUGACCUUUGGCCCAGACGAGUCCAAGGGUGCUAGGAUUACCUCGCUGGAUGAGUUUAACAAAUGCCUGGAUUACUUCCAGCAGCAAGGUUUCAAUGAAGUUGAUACCGCUCGUGUCUACAUCGGCGGAGAACAGGAAGCAUUCACAGCCAAGGCGAACUGGAAGUCGCGUGGACUGACCCUGGCCACAAAAUGGUACCCAAAUCAGCCCGGGUUUCACAAACCGGAGGUAGUCCGUGAGAAAUUGGAGCUUUCUCUAAAGGAGUUACAAACCGACGUGGUUGAUAUCUUCUAUCUGCAUGCCGCAGAUCGCGCCACCCCAUUUGCUGAAACUCUGGAAGCUGUUAACCAGCUGCACAAGGAGGGAAAGUUCGUACAGCUCGGUCUGAGCAACUUUACAGCCUUUGAAGUGGCCGAAAUCUGCAUCCUUUGCGCUGAGAGGGGAUGGGUGCGUCCCACCAUUUACCAAGCCAUGUAUAACGCAAUUACACGUAACAUCGAAACUGAACUCGUUCCCGCAUGCCACCGGUACGGUCUCGAUAUCGUCAUCUACAACCCGCUGGCCGGUGGUCUUUUCUCCGGAAAAUACAAGACCAAAGAUAUCCCUGCUGAAGGUAGAUACAGCGACUCGAGCGCUGCUGGACUCAAUUAUCGCAAACGUUACUUCAGGGAUGCCACCUUCGAAGCUUUGAGUAUCAUUGAGCCUGUAGUAGAGAAACACGGUCUCACAAUGCUGGAGACAGCUCUACGCUGGGUCCGCCAUCACUCAGCUUUGAGAAUGGACAAUGGGGGUCGUGAUGGUGUCUUGGUGGGAGUCAGCAGCUUCGCUCAGCUGGAGACUAACCUUGCAGACCUCCAGAAGGGCCCACUUCCAGAAGAGGUCGUGCAGGCUUUGGACCAGGCUUGGCUGGUUGCCAAGGCCACUUCUCCCAAUUAUUGGCACCUGGAUCUGAAGUAUACUUAUGAUACUCAGAAGGCAGUGUUUGGGCCUAAAUAG
Penicillium coprophilum is the source of this 1044-nucleotide messenger RNA. Its product is annotated as aldo/keto reductase family protein. The coding region runs from base 1 to 1044 and encodes 347 amino acids. Gene Ontology annotation, molecular function: oxidoreductase activity. The record is from RefSeq and is a predicted model, not a curated record. The transcript has 2 exons. NCBI's taxonomy places the organism in Eukaryota, Fungi, Ascomycota, Eurotiomycetes, Eurotiales, Aspergillaceae.